CGAUUUGAUGCUAUAAGAGCCGGUCUCGCAAGCCACUCGACUAUCGAAAGAAAAGCCUCUGAUCGUGUGACUUUGUCCGUCUACGUUCAAGUUCAUUAAGCCUACUUCUAUACUUCUUGCUUCCGUCUUUUCAUCACACACCUGACAUGACUGUCACACAGAGACCCUGGUGGAAGGAUGGUGUCGUCUACCAGAUCUACCCCGCCUCCUUCAAGGACUCCAAUGGAGAUGGAGUUGGCGAUUUCCAGGGUAUCAUUUCUGAGCUAGAUUACAUUCGCUCUAUCGGUGUCGACACUAUCUGGAUCUGCCCUAUGUACGACAGUCCUCAAGUUGACAUGGGAUACGACAUCCGUAACUAUGAAGACGUCUAUGCUCCAUACGGCACGCUUGACGAUAUGCAGAGGUUGAUCGAUGAGACACACGCUCGUGGAAUGCGUAUCAUCCUUGACCUUGUCGUCAACCACACUUCAGACCAGCACAAAUGGUUUCUUGAGUCUCGCUCAUCGAAAGACAACCCCAAGCGUGACUGGUACAUUUGGCGUCCUGCUCGCUAUGUGAAUGGUGAACGCAAGACUCCAAACAACUGGGUUUCCAACUUCUUAGGAAGCGUCUGGGAGUGGGACGAGCACACGCAGGAGUACUAUCUCCAUUUGUUCUGCCCAGAACAGCCUGACCUAAACUGGGAGAACGAAGAGACCCGUAAGGCUAUCUACAAGUCUGCAAUGGAAUUUUGGCUCGACCGCGGUGUUGAUGGUUUCCGCGUUGACACUGUCAACAUGUACAGUAAGGGAGAGAUGCUCGAUGCUCCUGUCACAGACCCUGGUUCCGAGUGGCAACCUGCAGGCUACCAGUACUGCAACGGCCCCAGGAUGAAAGAAUUCCUUGGUGAAAUGAACGAGGUCCUUAGCAGGUAUGACGCUAUGACUGUCGGUGAAUGCCCUAACACCAGAGAAAUGUCACGUGUUCUCGAAUACGUCUCCGCAAAGGAAAAGCAGCUGAACAUGGUCUUCCAGUUCGACGUUGUGGACGUUGGUCAGGGCCCAUACAAGUUCCAGACCACACCACGUAACUGGAUCUUGCCCGACUUUAAGAAGGCUAUUGCACGCACACAAGACCUCAUCCGCGGCAGCGACGGUUGGACGACUGUUUUCCUUGAGAACCACGAUCAAUCUCGCUCCAUCACGCGUUUUACUUCCGACGCCCCCGAGCACCGCGUCGCUGGCGGCAAGAUGCUUAGUCUGAUGAUGUGCGCGCUCUCCGGCACGCUCUUCAUCUACCAGGGCCAGGAGCUCGGCAUGACGAACUUCCCUAAGAGUUGGACCAUGGACGAGUUCAAGGACGUUGAUUCCAGCAACUACUACAAGAUGGUUGCACGCCGCACAAACAAUGACCCAAUUGCCCUGGAAGCCGCACACACCUCCCUUCAGCACCUGGCUCGCGAUCACUCGCGCGUGCCCAUCAGCUGGUCCACCGGUCCUACCAAUGGCUUCUCGCCGCCCGAUGCGACGGCGGAGCCGUGGAUGCGCCCGCUCGAAGACGCAGACGUGUGCAACGCGAAGCAGCAGCAGACCGACAAGGAUUCGGUGCUGUCGUACUGGAAGCGCAUGCUGGCUGUGCGCAAGCAAUACGCGGACCUGCUCGUGCACGGCCAGUACGAUGAUUUGGAUGUGGAGAAUCGCGAUUUCUAUGCUUUCACCAAGACAUGGAACGGCAAGAAGGCGUUUGUUAUUUGCAACUUUACAGACAAGGUGCAGAAGCUAUUUGUUCCUAACCAGGUUGGAAGUGUCAAGAGGGAGUUGCUCAUCAGCAGCGUGAAUGAGCCGGUGGAGGAAGAGCUGUCUGCUUGGGAGGGCAGAAUUUAUUUGCUGGCGAACUAGGCUCCUACGUUGCAGGAUAAUGGCCAUGUAUAUCUUAGCUUUAGGUAUUGUGAUAGCUACAAAUUCUGUUGAAGUUGGGUAGCUCAAAGUCGCUUAUCCGAC
This is a messenger RNA of Boeremia exigua, 1979 nucleotides long. Its product is annotated as glycoside hydrolase superfamily. Lineage: Eukaryota; Fungi; Ascomycota; Dothideomycetes; Pleosporales; Didymellaceae. The transcript is spliced from 2 exons. The record is from RefSeq and is a predicted model, not a curated record. Bases 147 to 1877 code for a protein of 576 amino acids. Gene Ontology annotation, molecular function: alpha-amylase activity. Gene Ontology annotation, biological process: oligosaccharide catabolic process.